GAAGUUGUUCUGUGAAGUAAAGAGGCCAAGUGGGUCAGUGCCAAAUUUUUAUUCUCUUUUUAUGUUCUUUUGUGAUUUUGAAUGUUGGGCAAUGUAGAUUUUUCACCAAAAAGAUAAAACAUGGGGAAGAAGAGAAAGCACAGUGAGACUACUGAGCCCAAGAAGGAAGACUCUGCUCCAGAGAGACCAGUUAGAACCCUUUUGGGAUGGAAGGAUAAGAAUCAAAUCAGUAAUGAGAAUGAGGAUAAUGGUGACUCACCUAUAUUUAGGAACAAAGAGAAGGUAUUGGUCACUUGCUCUAGGCGCAUUAAUUACAGGUACCGCCAUUUGAUGUUGAAUGUGGUGUCGCUUUUGCCUCAUUGUAAGAAAGAUAACAAGGUUGAAUCGAAGGAAACUAAAGCUGCCACCCUCAACGAGCUUGUCGAGCUCAAAAAUUGUUCCUCUUGUUUAUUUUUUGAGUGCAGGAAGCAAAAAGAUCUGUAUCUCUGGAUGGCAAAAUGCCCUAGUGGCCCAUCUGUAAAAUUUUUAGUUAGUGCUGUGCACACAAUGGAGGAAUUGAAGCUAACUGGAAACCACUUAAAGGGUUCCCGUCCUAUUAUGACAUUUUCAGCAAAUUUUGAGAAAGAUGCACAUUGGAAACUGUUAAAGGAGAUGCUGUUACAGAUAUUUGAAACAUCAAAGGACCAUAGAAAGUCAAAGCCUUUUCAUGAUCACGUUUUUGUUUUCUCAAUAGUUGAUGACCAUAUAUGGUUCCGGAAUUAUCAGAUCUCUGUGCCUCAUAAUGAGUCAGACAAAUUACCGAGAGGAGGCCUUGAUAAAAUGACAUUGAUUGAGGUUGGUCCACGAUUUUGCUUGAACCCAAUUAAAAUAUUCGGUGGCAGUUUUGGAGGCCCAACUUUAUACGAGAAUCCGUUCUAUGUGUCACCAAAUCAGAUUCGAGCAUUGGAGAAAAGGAAGAAGGCUGGAAAGUUUGCAAAGAAGGUCAAAGCAAAGACCAAGAGGAAAAUGCAUGAGAUGUCUAAUCCUCUAGAGCCUGAUGAGUUUGCAGAUAUGUGGAAAGAAUGAUUUUAAAUACAACUUCCACUUCCACAAAAAGUAACAGAAAUCCAUAUUUCACCCUAUAUAUCUAUCAUGAUAUGGUAGGUUUUAGUUGGCAGCUCAUGUUUUAUGCCUUAGAUAUGGAUUGCUCUGUAUGUUAAAGUGGAAGUAUAGGCUGUUGACCAAAAACAAAAAAGUGGAAGUAGAGGCUGAUAACUUUGUGCUUAUCUUCUCAUUAUAAUCUAUAACAUAAUAGGGAGAUUCUUAUGAUUUAUAAUGUUAUUUUCUUCAAUUCUUUUGGGGACUGAUUAUUCUGUGAUUCUUUAGUGUUAUUUUCUGUAAUUCCUGUGGGGGGAGUGGU
Molecule: messenger RNA, 1399 nt
Organism: Abrus precatorius (Indian licorice)
Lineage: Eukaryota; Viridiplantae; Streptophyta; Magnoliopsida; Fabales; Fabaceae
Product: ribosome biogenesis protein BRX1 homolog 1-like
Exons: 8
Coding region: 121-1065 (314 amino acids)
Biological process (GO): rRNA processing; ribosomal large subunit assembly
Cellular component (GO): nucleolus
Molecular function (GO): rRNA binding
Source: RefSeq, a predicted model, not a curated record